Molecule: messenger RNA, 2236 nt
Organism: Biomphalaria glabrata
Lineage: Eukaryota; Metazoa; Mollusca; Gastropoda; Planorbidae
Exons: 2
Coding region: 587-1675 (362 amino acids)
Biological process (GO): signal transduction
Molecular function (GO): SH3 domain binding
Source: RefSeq, a predicted model, not a curated record
UAAGUAUUUUACUUCGACUAAAUAAUGUUUUAUUUCACGGGACAAAGGAUCACAACUCUAAGUCUUGAGAACCACUAAGCCAUAAACCAGUUCUCUUUAUACAGUUUAUAACUAACUCUACGAGCAAAAGAAUGAAGUGUCUAUUAUAUAAACUUUUGGCUGGUUCAUAUUUAGAUCAGUGCAGAGGGAAUGUAGCAGGAUGUCUUUUUACUUAUUUCUGUUGACGUUUCGUUCAAGUUGCAGCCUUCACUGUGUCUGGAAGGCACGUUGAACUAAAAGGAAUAUUACAUUACUGGCUUGUUUUGUUGGUGAUAAUAUUCUUCCUUGAAGUCACUUUUAAAAGGAUAACUUAUUAUUUGAAGAGGUAUAAUGCUGUAUAAUGCUGUUGCCUCUAGUUCCUUCACUUGGAAUAUACUCGCUAAAAGAGAUGGCGUGAUUCAACGGAAGAUUAGAAUCUACAUUCUUCUUACUCCUUGAACUUUCAAAACAACGCAAGAAGUGUUAAGAACAUUUCAUUUGACGAAGCUUGUAUCCACAUAUAUAUGUUAUAUCAUUUGUUACAAACAUCUUGUUCCUUUAUACAAGUAUGUCCAGAGUACACGAUACCCUAUCCAGAGUGACCACUCUGCCGUCACAACUCAUGAACCUUAAGUCCCAUUCCGACAUUUCAGCUCAGGAAUUAAUUAAGCUUCCCAAGUUUGCUGUCAAGUUCGGAGUCCUAAGGAAGAAACCAAAGCUCUCAAUUCAGAACAAAUGGCCGCGAAGGUUUUUGGUGCUGUUAAAAGAUAACAUUUAUAUCUACAAAGACGAAACGUCCAACGCCCCCAAAAAUCAACUACUUCUGCGUUGUUUCAACCAAGUUCGAAGGGCCGAAUCCGAGACCCAUGAGUGGGCUUUUGCGCUUGUCGCCGACAACAACUUAAAAAGUGUAGGCACCAAAGUUUUCGCCUGCCUCAGUGAGGAAGAAAGACUCGGCUGGAUGAGGGCCAUCAAAGACCAGCUGUGUCUCGCACACGGCAUGCCUGACUCGGAAGUUGAGUCGUGCAGGAGAGCGCGAAGCGUGUCAAGCAAUGAGUUCGAUUUCCUAGAAGAGGUGGUCAGUGUAGGACGUGACAUUCAGUCCGAUACUUACAGCUCUGGUAGCUGCGGCUACUACAGUAGCGACGAAAGCAUCAGCAAUGCAAGUACAAGCUCCUUACCAUCCCCUCCGCCAGAUCCCACGCGGCACAAACGAAAGCCUGCAGUUCUUCCCAAACCAUCAAAACCACAAACAGCAGGGGGAGGGGGGGAUAAGAGGAGUAGCAAUUACAUCAACGUGGAGGACGUCGAGGGCGAUGACACCUACGACAUGCCCGUCUUCGAGAAGCUGGAAGUGCUCUGCACCGUCAGUGACAACAGCAUCGGCAGGGAAGAGCUCCUCCGGCAGCUGAAGUCGACAAGGGCGCCAGGGACGUACAUGCUGCGGAAGUCAAGGCAAAAUGAGGACAAAGUUUUGUCCUACCUGGCCCAGGACGACACUGUCAAAGAAUACAAGUUGCACAAAUUUGGAGGCUCUUUUAGCUUAGAUAAACUAAAAAUGUUUUCGACCAUUGAGGAACUUUUGAUGUAUUACACUGAAACCUAUUUACCUAAUUCGGAGAAUAAACUCAAACAAGGCUUUUAUAAAGAAACUUGAAACUGGACAGUGAAUUCGCAUUGAUUCGAUAACAUUGUUUUGUUGGAUUGGUAUGAAUUUCUUUAUAUUAAUUUGUUUUAAAUAAUUGAUAUUUCAUUCAUUUGCAGUAGUUUUUUUUUAUUAGUUUAAGUAAAGCUACUCCUAACUCGUGUCUUUAAUGUUUACAGGUAAAAAUCUUAUCGAAAUGUAAAAAAAAAAAAGUCCCAUUUGUUAUAAAGAAGUUAAAUGUUAUUUCUGUUUUGGGGAAGAUUCUUUUAUUUUGACAAUGGACGAGGGGGGGGGGGUCAAUUUUUUUUUAACUGGUAUAUUUCCAGUUUUCGAGACAAGUAUACGACAAAAUUUAGUUCCGUACAAAUAUCCUAGUUAUACUUUGUACAGGCUUAUUUGUAAAGAUGUGUGGCUGGCCAUUGCCUCACCUCCAGUAUGGUGUGUGUCCACAUUUCAAAUAUAUUAACAUUUACAAAAUAUGCAUAUUACGUUUUAAAAAAUAAUGAUGUUGAGAUUUAGUGUCUACCUACUCUGUAUUUCUUUCUUCACAAAUAUAACCUGCUUUCAGAUUUA